Cuscuta campestris is the source of this 2084-nucleotide messenger RNA. The record is from the annotation of a GenBank genome assembly. Lineage: Eukaryota; Viridiplantae; Streptophyta; Magnoliopsida; Solanales; Convolvulaceae.
AAGUAGUAUUAUUAUAGUUUUUACUAUCCUAUAUUAAACUUGCUAGCACAAGUUUAAUCUUGGACUCCGGAGCAAGUUCGUGUGGAUACGUUGGAGGCUUCAUACGUUUGGCGCUACGUUCAUCUCCUCAAAACCAUCCCCGACCGUUCCUCCGUUCUUCGUUUUCACCGUUAAGUUAUAUUUGUUGUAAUUUUAAAUACGGCCUGCGUGUCGUGCCUCAUCUCUAUACUCUGGAUGUAAUUCUCUUCUUUACCUCAAAUAUUCUUUUCUCUCGAAAAUUAUAAGAAGAUAAGAAGACGAAGUCCGUUCGUGAUAGAGAAUCCUAAGGAAGACGUGAUGGGCCGGAGAUAGAGAUCUCUUGAUCAAGGCGCUAUCGUUUGUUUUUCUUUAGGAGCCACAAUCAUUUCACGUUUACUUAUUAUGCAUGUGAUGUAUGAUUGAAUGUAUGCAUGUAUGUGAUUUUCGCUAGUGCAUACGCGCGGUGUAUGCCAUAGGCAAGACUGCGUUAUAAAUCCCUCAUAAUUUUAAGUCUGUGCCACCCCGACGCCCCGUCACUCGUCAAACCCAAUUUAGAUCGGUAACGGACUCACCCAAGUGAGACGCCCGGUUUACGUUGGUUAGGCGCGAAACCCGUAACUAGGGUACUGACUCGCCCCGGGUUAGUCUUAACUAAGUCUUGGUCAUAAGGAUGAGAGACUUAGGGCACUGCGGUAGGAUCAAUAAAUAAAAUCAGAUCAUCCAACCAGAGUUUGUGAAUAUCCCUCCCCAUUUAAAAAAAACAACAAUUUUCGGCCAUCCUAUUUUAGAGAGAAGAAAAUUUUAUUUUGUGUUCAAAGUUAUUUUUCUAAUGUGUUAGAAAUAUACACAAAAUAUUAUAAAGAAAUAUUUAUAAGAUAAAUAUUUUUACUAUAUAUUUAUUACUCCAAAGUAGUAUUAUUAUAGUUUUUACUAUCCUAUAUUAAACUUGCUAGCACAAGUUUAAUCUUGGACUCCGGAGCAAGUUCGUGUGGAUACGUUGGAGGCUUCAUACGUUUGGCGCUACGUUCAUCUCCUCAAAACCAUCCCCGACCGUUCCUCCGUUCUUCGUUUUCACCGUUAAGGGCAAAUAUCGCUGCCGGUACUAGUGCCCAGGCAGUCAGGGGUACCAGAUCGGCAUUACAGAGGUACCGCUGGGUGGUACCAAGGAGAGGUUUAUUUUAUUUAAACUUCUAGAGCUGCUGCAGUUUUCGAGAUUGACGCAGAAGAUGAUACAGCACGAUGCUGCAACACAGUGUGCGGGAUCAGAGGGCAUCUCCAAGAAGAAGCUCAUGCUCGAUCUCAACCUCAAGCUCAAGCGCGGCAAGAUCGCCGCCGCCAGAAGGGCCGUCAUCCACCACCUCACCUCCUCCGCCGCCACCGUCUCUCCCGCCUCCGGCGUUGACUUCCCCGACGACCCUUCCGACGCCUUCGAGUUCAGCUGCGACAACAGCCCCGCCCACCGCCGCCCCCCUCACUCCCCCAACUCCAACUACUUGAGCAUUGUCGUCAAGAAGCUGGCCAAGCACCUCCGCCGCGAGGCGGAGGCGCCUCCCGCCUUGGAGGAGGAGGAGGAGGCCGCCGAGGCGACCGCGUCUCCUGCCCUGCCGGGGUUCGGGAGGACUCCGGUGGUCAGGCAGCUGAGGGUGACGGACUCGCCGUUCCAAUCGGGAGACGGCGACGAGUUUUACGGCGACGCCUGCCACGUGGACGAAGCCGCCGAGUUGUUCAUUCGGGAGUUCUACGAGAAUCUGUGGCGGCAGAGUUCUGAGUAAACUAAUUCAGGUUUCGGGUUAGCAAGAAAUAAGAUUGUCGGGUCGGGUCGGGCAGGGUCCAUGGAUUGGACCGGGUCAAUAUAUUUCAGAUCUGAGGAGAAGAAGAUGGACGGCUCAGAUCAUUGGACAGCAUGUGCAUGCGAUCUGUGGUUUGUGGCGUGUUAGGAAAGCCGCACAUUGAUUUUACUUUCUUUUAGGUCCUGCUAGAGCUUUUUAUUUGCAUUUUCUGGAAGUUUCAUUAUGUAUGUAGAAGUGUAGAGCUAUAUAGAAGGUUAAAAAAAGAGAAAUUUACUU